CCCAGCUGUGCACCCACCUGUGCUCACCUGUGCCAACCACCUGUGCCUAGCAGUGCCGCCCAUCUGUGCCCAGCAGUGCCACCCAUCUGUGCCACCAGUGCCCAUCAGUGCAGCCUAGAAGUGCCGCCAGUCUGUGCCCAGCAUCAGUGCCCCAGCAGUGCCCGCCUGUCAGUGCCCGCCUAUCAGCUGACGACUAUCAGUGCCGCCUAUCAGUGCCGCCUAUCAAUGCCCACCUCAUUAGUGCUGCUUAUCAGUGCUUGCCUAUCAGUGCCCUUCAGUGCUGCCUAUCAGUGCCACCUACAGUGCCCAUCAGUGCUGCCUAUCAACGCACAUCAGUGAAGGAGAAAAAUUAACCUGUUUG
Messenger RNA from Staurois parvus, 361 nucleotides. The record is from the annotation of a GenBank genome assembly. Lineage: Eukaryota; Metazoa; Chordata; Amphibia; Anura; Ranidae.